Molecule: messenger RNA, 596 nt
Organism: Phlebotomus papatasi
Lineage: Eukaryota; Metazoa; Arthropoda; Insecta; Diptera; Psychodidae
Product: U6 snRNA-associated Sm-like protein LSm4
Exons: 5
Coding region: 104-547 (147 amino acids)
Biological process (GO): nuclear-transcribed mRNA catabolic process; P-body assembly; mRNA splicing, via spliceosome
Cellular component (GO): spliceosomal tri-snRNP complex; P-body; U6 snRNP
Molecular function (GO): U6 snRNA binding
Source: RefSeq, a predicted model, not a curated record
UUUCUUCACAGUCUCCCUAGGAAGAGUGAAAGAAAUUUGUGUUUUUGUAAACAAAAAGAAAACUUUAUCAUUUUAAUAGAAAUUCGUACAAAAAAUUAAUAAAAUGCUCCCUCUGUCUCUUCUAAAAACUGCUCAGAGUCAUCCCAUGCUCGUGGAGCUGAAGAACGGCGAGACAUACAAUGGACACUUGGUCAGCUGCGAUACCUGGAUGAAUAUUAAUCUCCGAGAGGUCAUUUGCACUUCUAAAGAUGGUGAUAGGUUCUGGAGGAUGCCAGAGUGCUAUAUCAGAGGCAGUACAAUCAAAUACCUCCGUAUUCCUGAUGAGGUGAUCGAUAUGGUGAAGGAAGAUGUCCAGCAAAAGACAAGAAAUCGCCAGGAGAUGAAUAAACAGAACCGCGGUGGGCAGAAUCAGCGUGGAAGGAACCAGCAGAACAGGAACAAUGCAUUUUCCGGACGUCGAGAUGGACAAGGCAAUCGUCAGCAGGCACAAAACAAUCGUCCCCUGGCACCUGGAAACAAAAAUCCACAGAAAAAAGUCCCCAAGUAGAUUAGUAGGCUUGUGUGAGAAAUAAAAGUCCGCAGAAAAAAUCUCCAAA